Molecule: messenger RNA, 3463 nt
Organism: Betta splendens (Siamese fighting fish)
Lineage: Eukaryota; Metazoa; Chordata; Actinopteri; Anabantiformes; Osphronemidae
Gene: rhpn1
Product: rhophilin, Rho GTPase binding protein 1
Exons: 16
Coding region: 198-2243 (681 amino acids)
Biological process (GO): signal transduction; negative regulation of stress fiber assembly
Molecular function (GO): protein binding
Source: RefSeq, a predicted model, not a curated record
CUGCUGCAGCUGCACACAAAUCGAGAAAAAGGCGAGCGGAGCAGGAGCAGGGGGAGGUGGUGUCGGGGAGCCGAAGCUGGGCGCUUUCUAUAACUUUAAACUUUAUUUCUUCCACUGUCUCUGCAAACUUGGCGGGCUGCUUGUGGUAGCGACCGGGAGGAUAUGUAGGGACUGUUUGAUGGUGUCACUUCUUCACCAUGGAGGAACCUGCAACAAGAGAGUUUGAGAUGUCGCUGUCAGACGGCGCCUCGGACGACGACAUGCCGCUGACGCUGCCCACGGAGGGCCACAGCGGGAGCGUCCGAAAGGGCUGCGAUCCUCUCGCCCAGACUCAACGCAGCAAACUUCAGCACAGACGAGCUCGCAUCAAUCAGCAGAUCAACAAGGAGAUGCGUAUGAGAGCUGGAGCCGAGAACCUGUUCAGGGCCACUACGAACAACAAAGUGAAGGAGACGGUGGCUCUGGAGCUCAGCUUUGUCAACUCCAACCUGCAGCUGCUCAAAGAAGAGCUGGAGGAGCUCAACAGCAACAUGGAGGUGUACCAGACAGACAGUGAAGCUGUCAAUGUUCCCCUGAUCCCACUUGGCCUGAAAGAAACCAAAGAGGUGGACUUUACAAUUUCUAUUCAGGACUUCAUUUGUGAGCAUUAUGGAGAGGACAGCUCUCUCUAUGAGCAGGAGAUGAAAGAGCUUAUGGAGCUCAGACAGGCCAUGCGUACGCCCAGUCGUAACCAGGCCGGCCUGGAGCUGCUCAUGGAGUACUACAACCAGCUGUACUACCUGGACCAGCGCUUCUUUCCUCCUCACAGGAACCUGGGGGUACACUUCCACUGGUACGAUUCUCUAACAGGCGUUCCGUCGUCACAGCGAGCUUUGGCCUUUGAGAAAGGAAGCGUGUUGUUUAACAUCGGUGCUCUGUACACGCAGAUCGGAGCACGGCAGGACCGCUCCGUAGCAGCUGGCAUUGACCAAGCGAUAGAUGCCUUACAGAGAGCUGCAGGUGCAUUUAAUUACCUUAAGGAGAAUUUCUCCAACGCUCCAAGUCUGGACAUGAGCGGUCCGUCACUCUGCAUGUUGGUCCGGCUGAUGGUGGCCCAGGUGCAGGAGUGUGUCUUUGAGCGUGUCACACUCACCACACAAAACACAGACUUUGCCUCACAACUGUGUCUAGCGCAGGAGGCUGCACGGGUGUCAGACGUUUACACAUUGGUGCAGCAGACCAUGACGCAGCCACUAAUGAAGGACUAUGUGCCGUUUUCAUGGGUGUCCAUGGUUCAGGUCAAAUCAGAACACUUCCGUGCUCUGUCACAUUACUACACUGCGGUUGCACUAUGUGACUUCAAGUCAACUGAGGAUGAUGAUGAUGAGGAAGCAGAGAAGGCCUUUCUCCAGUUUUAUGUCAGCACUCCAGCAGGACUCUCACUCAGCCAGGUUUUACGAGAUCCUGAAAAAAGAAGGAAGCUCGGUAAAGCACACCUGCGGUGUGCAGUCAUGAGACAUGAGGAGGCCAUGCGUGUCCACAGCCUUUGUAAGAUCCUGCGGAAGAUGGACAUCCUGCAGGACGUGCUGUCGCUAACUCACAAAAGCUCUUUAGAGAAGUACUCUGAGUUGGACAGAGAAGACGACUUUGAUGAAACUGCAGAGGCUCCAGAGAUACAGUCUCACACACAUCAGAAACCAGACAUCACUCCACCCAACUUCUCUGCUGUCCAAGUUACUGAUAUCUUCCAAAGACUGGGACCCUUGUCAGUGUUUUCUGCGAGAGCUCGUUGGGGACCAGUGCGCGUGAUCUUGCUAAAGAGGAGAGAGGGUGGACUGGGCCUCACGCUCCGAGGAGACUCCCCCGUGCUGGUGGCUGGAGUGGUGCCUGGAGGCUGUGCAGCAGAGGCCGGCCUGAGGGAAGGUGACUACAUAGUGGCAGUGGAUGGACAGGACUGUAAAUGGGCUAAACACGGGGAGGUGGUCCACAUGCUGAAGAGCUGCAGCGACAGAGAAGUGGAGGUCCGUGUGGUCACGUUACACUCGCACGACGCACAGCUGGAGAGGAGAGCCAUCAUGGUUUCACACUGCGAUAAAGAAAACACGCGGCAGCAUCUGCUGAGCGGAGCCAAGGGCCAGAGUUCUGCCUCUUUACUGAACUGGAACAGGAAGAAGAAGAGGGAAGGAAGCGGGAUCACUAAAAGACUAGGAAGCACUUUCAGUUUGUCAUUUGGAAGCAUCCGAGACACUGAAGCCAUGUACUGAAACAGAACUGCAGACGGAACGCUCAGGGAUUCACGGUACAAAAGGACUGAACACAGAUGCAGUUAACUCCACUGACUCCUUCUUCUCUUAAUCAAACUGAUUCUGGUUUAAUGAAAUGUAUGGAAGUGCUCACAAAGGUGUGAGCAGCAUGUAACGAAGCACGUUGCUUACGUUUACCUUAGUGCAGUCCUGCUGCCAGAGUUACAGUCCCGCCUCAGAGGCAAAAUGUUGGUGCAAAUACAAACAAAUGUAACCUGCGUGUGUUAGGGUGCCGGCCUUUAAAAUGCUUCAACUGAUCGUCAGCCGAGAUUCAAACUGGUCCGGACAAGGCACCAUCAGUAUUUUAGAAAACCUGAUGCUCAUGGGAACUGUUUAAUGUGUUUGAGUGUUUAUCGAUCACCUAGAAAAUAUUAGGUGCAAGUACAUUUACAUAAAGUUAUGUAUAGAAACUAAUGUAAAAGCACAAAUCAGAAGAAACAAGUAUUGUUUUGAGGUUACAGAUUUCUGUAACUGUGUCAAACCACUGAAGUGCUCUCGUCUUAAAUCAGUGUUCCUGGUGAAGUUGGUUGUUUAAAUUAUUUAAAGCACUUCAGGUGUGAUUUUAAUGCACUGUGAAUCUUGGAAUAGACUAGUCUCUAACGUAGUUUUAAUUCAUGAAUUAUUGUUGCAAUAAUAAGCAUUAACACACUGAGAGGUGGCAUAAAGGCGAAGCCUGAUGUGGUUUGAUCCUUGUCACAUCUGUUAAGUCCAACCACUGUACUGUAUGUUAGUUUAGGGUAGAUACUAGGGCCUGUAGCUGAUCAGUUACAGAGAACGUUUUUUAAUAUUUUGAUAUGGAAAUCGUGAAACACUUUUUAGUCCAGCUAAAAUGAAUUGUGGGUUGUUGUUGUUGUUGUGUCGUCUUUUUAAGGUCAUGAAUAUGGUAAACCAGAGAGGACCAACAAACUCUUUUAGUUUUCAUAACAGAAAAACACAUUGGAAUGCAAGAAAAAUAAAUCAAAUAACUGAUUUAUUUAGAAAAAUGUAUUCCAAAAGACAAACUUGAUUACAUUGGUAUUUUUGAAGAACAUGUUCUUUCUGGGUUUCCGUACUCGAAUCGUCAAAUCCUUUGUCCCAUGGUUUUGACGGAAUGAAAACGGAAUUGAAAAUUUGCACUGUUCAUUUAACGUUUAAACGAGUGAAAAACUGCAAACUUCAUCAAACAAAGCUUGACAACUUCA